This is a messenger RNA of Pyricularia grisea, 377 nucleotides long. RefSeq lists its product as uncharacterized. The record is from RefSeq and is a predicted model, not a curated record. Bases 104 to 265 code for a protein of 53 amino acids. The transcript has 2 exons. NCBI's taxonomy places the organism in Eukaryota, Fungi, Ascomycota, Sordariomycetes, Magnaporthales, Pyriculariaceae.
CCGUUGGGUGUCAGGGUCGGCCUUUGCUUAGUCCCACCUUAUUUCCACUAAAAUAGUCUGAAACAGGCUUAUCAAGAGAAGAAGCGCCUUUAUUUUUUUCGCCAUGUGGAAUAUGUCCGCUCCUGCCGCUGUCGCAAGGCUAGCGUCUGGAAACAAGGCUCUCAACUCGGCCUGCAUACCCACUGCAUUACCACACGGUUGUACAAAGGGCCAGCGGAAAGCAGCUCUGGGCCCCUCUCAGCCGCAGGAACCGUUCAGCGGGUAGCUGGGAAGCGUUAAAACCGUCCCGUAUGCUCAGGCCUCCAGGAACGAGCUGCGUAAACGUUGGGAACCUGAUCAGUCAAUGUUUGAACUUUUUAGUUCUGUUUUAAUUCUUG